Molecule: messenger RNA, 129 nt
Organism: Entrophospora sp. SA101
Lineage: Eukaryota; Fungi; Glomeromycota; Glomeromycetes; Entrophosporales; Entrophosporaceae
Source: the annotation of a GenBank genome assembly
AUGUUUUCAGAUGAUGACAUUUUUGUAAGCAACAAGAAAUAUAAUUUCGCUAAAGGACUUACAAUGUUUGAAUCAAUAUAUUCCAAGGUGAUUCAGGUUGGAAUAGAAAUUUGCGGAUUCAGAUGUUGA